This is a messenger RNA of Diorhabda sublineata, 627 nucleotides long. Its product is annotated as jerky protein homolog-like. Gene Ontology annotation, molecular function: DNA binding. Gene Ontology annotation, cellular component: nucleus. Bases 1 to 627 code for a protein of 208 amino acids. The transcript has a single exon. The record is from RefSeq and is a predicted model, not a curated record. Lineage: Eukaryota; Metazoa; Arthropoda; Insecta; Coleoptera; Chrysomelidae.
AUGUGUAAAUUGGGAAAAGAAUAUGGUGUUGGGCGUGCUACUAUACACGAUCUUAAGAAGAAAAGGCAAAAGAUAGUAGACCACGUUAAGACAAUGGAAUCAGGGCCAGGAAAGCGUAAAACACUAAAAGUUGGCGAUUGUCCAAAGAUGGAAAACGCUCUUUACUUAUGGUUCAUACAUCGGCGUUCUAAACACACUCGUAUAUCUGGAGAAAUUCUGAAAGCCAAAGCAAUCGAAUUCUAUAAAAAAAUUACCCAAAAAGAUGAUUUUCGUGCGAGCGAUGGAUGGCUGGAUAAAUUUAAAAAACGAUUUGGUAUCCGUCUAUUAACCAUAUCGGGUGAAAAAUUAUCAAGCAACGAAUCUGCAGUACAGCCUUUUGUCGAGCAUUUUAAAAACAAAGUAGAAGAACUGGGUCUUCUUCCUGACCAAAUCUAUAACGCAGACGAGAGUGGUCUGUUCUGGAGACUGUUGCCCAAUAAAACGUUCGUAUCUGCUGAAGAAGCAAGUGCACCAGGUCGUAAAGUGAGUAAAGAUAGAAUCACAUUCAUGCCGUGUUCAAAUGCUACUGGAACACUGGAGUUUUCAAGAACAUUUGUCUGCCAGUCUGCUACAAGAAUGGUUUCAUAA